CAGGUGGGUCCCUGGUCCCCACCCUUUCUCCCUCCUUAAACCCCGAGGCGUACCCGGUACCCACAGGGGACGCCAAGUCGCCAACCACAGGGGGAGAGCAGCGAGGAGUGGGCAAGCAGCGAGCGGGAGAAGGGCAGCCGUCUCCCCAAACCCCAGGGUCCUCACCAUGGAUAUUCCCAGUUUACUAGCUUCAACCAGUGAUGAUGAGAAAAAGGCACUUAAUGCAUUGCUUGAUGCUUUCAGUUGUGCCUUUUCACUUGAAGACAUAGCUGAUGCAUAUUGCAGAGCAAAUGGUGAUGUCAACAAAGCUGGGGAUUUCUUGACUGAACUUUCGAUGCCUCAGGGUAAUGCAGUUGAGCCAAGUGUUGAUACUAAUUUUCCUCAGAUUGGUAAGGUAGUUGAAGAAAAUUAUGUGGAGAACUCAAACCAAACAAGAUGCCUUUCCAAUAUCGAGAAAGCAGCUGAAGAAGGCUAUGUGGGUAAUUCAAGCCAAAUAAGGCCACGUGAAAAGUCCCAGAAGUCUAGUGCUUCCUUUGGCACUGUAUCCAGCAUGUUAGGAAAAGGAUCUGCCUGUGUAACUACAGCUCCUGUCAGUAGAGCAUCAGAAAAAGAUAAACCUCUAAAGGUUGAACUGCCAGAAUACAUGCGAGAGGAUCUGAAAACAGAUGAAUCUGAUUCUGCACCGAAGAGAGAGACUUUGAAUAAUAGAGAUGUUGAGGAGUUCCUAUUUUCUAUGCUUGGAGAAGGAUUUAAGCUCAGUAUGGAAGUGAUCCGUGAGGUUCUAGGCAGCUGUGGAUAUGAUAUUAAGAGGAGCAUGGAUGAAUUGAUGUCAUUCUCUCCAAAAGAUCUUUGCAAAAACUCAGAAAACGGAAAUAUUGUGAUACAAGAUAUGGCAGUUGAAUCCUCUUUUUCCAAGGGAAGCUGCCUAGGAUCACAAAACACACCUAGUGGCUAUUCUUUGCGAGAGGAUAAACAUAAACCAAGAGUGCAGAUUUCUCCAGGAGAGUUGCUAGAAUCAAUGUUUACUGUACCUGAAAGAUCUGAGGAGGAACCAAAAGGAAGACGGUAUGAAUUGGGUGCAAAUCGAAAGAGAGUUCCAGAUCGGAAACCAGUCUUAAAACCUCUUGAUGAUAGUCCAUCAUCCUCUACUGAUCUUCCGGUGAAAAUUAUCAUAGGUAGUAAAGAACCAGUUGUGCGUGAUGAGGGUGAUUACCAGAACUACCGUAGGGCUGCAAAGCAGCACUGGGAUAUGAUGAAGCAGUACUAUGAGAAGGCGGUUGAUGCUUUUCGGGAGGGCAACCAGGAAGAAGUAGAGUAUCUUCUUAACGAAGGAAAGAACUAUUAUAGGAUGGCUCGAUUAUCUGAUGAAAAAUCUGCUGGGGAAAUCACUAAGUCCAUACAAGAUUCAAAAAACGAGUUACGUCUUGAUCUGCGCUCACAAGAUGCAGCAAACGUAGCGAAUCUUUUGAGACUUCAUCUCAAACAGUUGGCUAACAUCCCAUCUUUUGUGUACUUGAGAGUUAUUAUUGGCGUUGAUGAUGGCACUUUCAAGAUGGGACAAAGGAGAAGAAAGGUGGAGAAGUUUCUGGAGAAGAAAUCAGUCCAGUGGACUGAAGAUGAACUCAAUCCUGGUACCAUCCUCAUCCCGAUAAAUCAGGUGAAAGACCAGCAAGUAUAGGUUGGUGUUCAAAGAUGGUUCGACACAAAACUGACAGGAGAUGUUCACAGCUGCUAGCUAUAUCACUAAACGCCGUUUCAAAUCUAGGCCGUUUGAUUCCAUUUUGGGAUAUGAAAGACGGAAGUUACUGACCAGUGCAUUCUUUCUGUAAGCACACUACACAUACAUUUUGGGCUAACUGCUACAUUGGUAGUGGCCAAAACAUGAAGAUAGAUCCCUAGUUUAAAUGAUGAUCUGGCCAAAAUGUUUUAGUUACA
Messenger RNA from Brachypodium distachyon (stiff brome), 1935 nucleotides. RefSeq names its product putative nuclear RNA export factor SDE5. The record is from RefSeq and is a predicted model, not a curated record. NCBI's taxonomy places the organism in Eukaryota, Viridiplantae, Streptophyta, Magnoliopsida, Poales, Poaceae. Bases 167 to 1678 code for a protein of 503 amino acids. The transcript has 12 exons.